Molecule: messenger RNA, 3351 nt
Organism: Mizuhopecten yessoensis (Yesso scallop)
Lineage: Eukaryota; Metazoa; Mollusca; Bivalvia; Pectinida; Pectinidae
Product: caprin-2-like
Exons: 3
Coding region: 639-1763 (374 amino acids)
Molecular function (GO): protein binding
Source: RefSeq, a predicted model, not a curated record
UCGGUCUGUGCCAUUACCUCUUCUAAAAGUAAACCCAUGACAAUGGGACCGUCCGAACAAUCAAUGGAUACGCCUAAUCAUACGACUCCGAGUGUUACAAUAUAAAGAAAGCUCUGUGUAGAAAUGAACUGGACAAGGGAUUAUAAAUGAUAAGACUGCAAAGUUACACAGUGAGUUCCAUAUGAAUACUGCUUUGUAUUUGUGAUUUGUUAUUGUAUCAAUGUUAUUGCAGCUGCUUCUUCAUCAUUUCAAAUAAAACCACUGUGUAAAUGAUAAAGCAUGUUCAUGCUGCUGAACUUUAUUUGAUAUCGUACAAACAACACCAUGGCAACGUAUUUCAUAUACAUGUCGGAGCAAUUCAGUGGCAUUAAACACCAGAUUGAUACCUAAGAAGUGUUUAAAGGCUGAAUACAUCCAUCUGGUGGCCAAAGCGGUCAGAAAUAGUGUCGCUUUGUAAAGCAUUUCUAAUGGCUUAUCUUCGGAAAAUGUCUAAGGUAUAUAUGUAUGUUGCACGACUUUCAAAGAAGGUCAUGACCAAAUCAUUCAAAGGAAAGACCGACAAAGGAUACAGAUAAGGCUCACGAUUAUAUCAUUCUGGCUGGCACACCUUCAGGCAUCGUCUUUAUAACAGCUCUGUCAUGGAAAUGGCGAAAAUGAAACUUGUGUUUCUUCUGAUUGUUCUGUAUGCAAAACAUGCCGACGAAGUAUAUAAUAAUGGUCAUCAUUUGAGAUAUUACACAACGAAAAACGCCAUCACCUAUUCAAACAUGGUGUCAGAUGACCAGGCACUGGCAAAUAUUGAGCUGAGACUGAGUUCAUUGGAAUCGUAUAACCGUCGUCUGACGAUUGAAAAUCAGCAAAUCCACAGGACAAAUUUAGACUUGAAACAGGAAAUGCAAAAAGCCAGGGCGGAGACCAAUGAAAUUCAGAAAAACGUUCGACGACUCGAGAUCGAAAACCGCCAUUUUAUACAAGUGGUUGGGAACAUCAAAAAAAAGAUGCAAUUGUUAGUAGAAGAUCAAGAUCAACACAAAUCUACGGCUAGCCAAGAUAUCAGUAGGAACAUUACAAAAUCCAAAGAUAUUGCAUGGACUGCUCAUAGUGAAAAACACGACCUUUCAUACAAUGUUCCAUACAGUGUUCCUAAAUCUGUGAGUAGUUCUAUUCAGCAGGCCGAAGGAAAGCUUUUGAACGACAGAGAUGGAAUACAUAGCGACCCCGAGACAUUUGACCCGGAUGUGAACUUAGUUAAUGAUCUACGAAACAUGCUGGUCCAAAGUGGAAAGAACGAGAGUGGAUUUUCUGUGUUUAUGCCACUUACUGCCAAAAGAGAAAGCAGGAAGAAUGCACGUGUCGCUGAUCCAACCACUGCCGUCGCCUUCCACACAAGGUUAUCAACAGAACUUACUAACCCUGGGGAUGACCAGACAAUCAUCAUGUCGGACGUUCUUACUAACGCAGGUGGGGCGUACGACAGUUCGACCGGGUAUUUCACGUGUCCAGAGUCCGGUGUGUACGUUUUUUUUGUCACAACAUUGGCCUUUCCUAAUAAACACAUAGAAACAAUGCUUCUUAAAAACGGACAUAGAAUUGGUAUGCUUAUUAGUGGCAACUCCGAUACUUGGGGGCCAAGUUCCAAUAUGGUAAUUGUCACCGCCCAAAAAGGAGAUCACGUCUGGGUUAAAGUAAAUGAUCACUACCAUGACACUGGAACAGUCUUACAUCAAGGUUUUACAACCUUUUCUGGUUUUCUCCUUCACUGAAAUUAAAGAAAGAAUUGUAAUAUUGACAUAUGAGUUUUGUUAUUUAUUACAAAAGUACAAUGUAUAAAAAAGAUAUCUGGCCAACGAUCGAUUCAUAUAUGGUUAUGUGUAAUAUCAAAAAGAAUUUAAUUUAUUCUCAAACUGUGAAGUUUCCCUUUCCUGGCAGUCACAUCCCUGUUUUCCCACCUACAUCAUUUGCAUGCUCUAGUUGUAACGCUUUUGAAUUUCGAUUUAUGGGUUUGUUAUGAGUUGGCAUUGUCUUGUCUUUUUUCCUGAAACUGUGUAAGUUUCACAUAUCGAAUGAAACUAUUAUAUCAACCCUAUAUAAAGCUGAGUUUCUCGGCGAGCGAGUCUGAACAGGGUGCCUACUACGUUUGACGAUUUAAAGUGUAUUCUUUCACAUGGGGAAAAUGAUAAACUUAAAGAAUACGACUAAAUUCAAACUGACAGCAAAAUACGACAAUAGUUAGUGUUUUACUGUUAAAAAAACUAUUCGAGCAGCUUUUGUUGGUCUUUUCCCCAUUGCAAUUACGCCGGUUUCAAAUUACGUGGACUAAGAGCCCGGUACGGAUUAACUAAUCCGGCAUGUCUUGGAUUUUGUGAAGGACUCCACCUGGUUCAUAAUACAUGCAAGACAAGGUGCCAAAAGAUAUAUUCUAGCAGAAGGAGACGCCAGAUUGGUAACUACGGGUAGGUUUCUUCAACGUUUUCAGCAGCAGAUGUAUACUUUUGGGUUGAUUAUAUGGGUUUACACGGUGUAAAAUUUCAUAAUUCCUCUCCCUUUCUAUCUACAUGUUGACUUCAUGGUAUAGAGAACACUCACCAGUUGUGAUGGAUGUAUACCAAUAAUGUAGGACCAUUUCAGUCUCAAUGUACGUAACUGUUGAUGCUAUAAUAAAUCUGGAAUUCGUUUUGAAACAGUAACUUACGCUUAUACUCAUGAUACACUGAACACGGUGACGGUUGUUUAUUGAUGUUUUGUAAGUUAGUAUGUUUUCUCUGUUUAGGUACGCCUAUCAAAUUGUACAGGGGAGGGAGAGGGAGAAAGAUGAGUGCAGUACUCCCCCAAAUGGCAUACCAUGUAUUACCUCACCGUGUUCUCCGAGGAUAAAUGGGCAUCUCCCGAAAAAUCAGUGUGAUAGGCAGGACCACUGAACGCUUUGGUAUACUACGACAGGAGAAAUGUCAUUACCGACUACAUGUAAGACAUCCAAGCUGGAGCUCCGGACGGGGUUUGUCACGGUUUGGUAGAGCAAGCAAGAACACAGGAACCACAACACAACUAAAGGUGGAUCAGCCCUGCAAGACUGACCACUCUACACUUCAUGGAUAACAUGUACCUAUCAGGUGACAUCCCCGAUAUCCAAGGGUUACAAUCACAUUUGCUUUCUGCACCCCUGGAAUAUGUCAAAGUAAAAUUGAAGGAUCACUGCUAGCUAUUUGAUUGGUCUCAGGUUAAGAAACAUGACCAAUUGCUAGGAAGAUACAUAUCCUUUGAGGAUUACAAAGUAGUGACAACCGACUUCAAAGCCAGUCUAUUAUACCGUUACGCGACCGCGAGAUUAUUUUGAUGUACAUCAAAAGAUCA